AUGACCUAUCUCAAGGACGUUUACCAAAGGUUCCUGGCUAACCCCAGGUCUGCCUCGUUGGCCGCCGAUGUGUCCUUGAUCUAUGUGCCCUCCACCAUCCAGAUCGACAAGCCCGAUGCCGUGGUCCAGCACCUGUCGCGACAAGCAAGCAUAGUCAAGAAGAAGUCGGAGCAGAUCAUCAGCGCCAUUGAGGGAUCCGACUCUCUGUGUCUGGAUAUUGAGACGACGCUGGAGUUCAUUGAUGGCGGCGGGGCCUAUCUCCCCUCGCUCGAUGAUAAUUUCCUGGCCGACCGCGUCGUGACCAUCCCCACGGUACACGUUGUUCACUACAAUGCCGACAACCAGAUCCAGCAGGUCCGCCUCUACUGGGACCAGGCCUCUUUGCUCAAAGAAGUCGAGGUGAUCGGCGCACGUGGCCGCAACUGGCCCAUUCGCGAAGCUAAAGAGCAGACUCGUCUGAUCAAGGCUGCCGCCGCGGCGAAGGCCGCUCCUCCGCAAUUGGCCCCGUCGCAGGAUGGCAGCCGUGACCUCCCCCAACGACCUGCCUCCCCCGGCAAGAGACACAUCAAGGACCCGUACGCGGCCGACUCCCUGUUCGACCUCAUUUCGCCCAGCAAACAGGAUGCCGAGCCCGUUCGCCCGGCCUCUCCGGGCAAGAGACACACCAGAGACCCCUACGCGGCCGAGUCCCUGACCGAGCUUCUGUCGCCCAGCAAGGAGAGCUCAGAACCCGUGCGCCCCUAUGCGCCCAGCGUCGCCAAGCCGCCCCAACGUGACCUCAGCGAACUAUUCGUCGGCGAUGGAGAAAAUGAAGUUCCCGACUCACCGUCGAAGCCACCGCGCACAGGGGCCCCCAAGGCAGGCGCGGGCCGAGCCAACCCCAACCGCAUCUUCGGGGCCAACGAGCCAGACGAAGACGAAGAGCGGUCCAAGUACAAGACGGACCCGAAGAAGUUCAGCCACUUCGAGAUCGGCGGCGACAACGACGAGCGUGAGUUGAAGGAGGAACCCAAGCGGGGCAAGUCGCGGCACCAGUCGCAGUGGGACUUUGACGACUUCGUGACGCCGCAGAAGCAGCAGCGGCUGGUCCGCCGCGACGAAGUGCGCCACUUUGACUGGAGCGAUGGCGAGGGCGAAACAGCCGAGACGCCGCCGGCCAGACCGGCUGUGCACCACCCGCGACGCGAUGCCGAGGUGCACUUCGAAAUGAGCGAGGACAACCAGGACGACGACGACGGCCGCAUUAUCAGCUCGUACAAGAACCGCGGCCAGGCCUUGUACCAGAACCGGUUGUUCGACGAGAACGGUGAGGCCGUGCCCAGCACCGUCGAGAAGAAGCACGAGCCUCUGUCGAUUGUCGGCAAUGCCGCCAACCGCAAGAAGAACUUCGACUCCCACUGGGAAAUGACCGAUGACAUGACCGAGCCGAGCAAAUCCGAUGCCGAGAACUCCAAGGCUGUUCCCACGGACCGCAUCAAGGCUGUCAAGAUGAUGGAGUCGUCUUGGGACAACUACGACCAGUCCCCUGAGCCUGUCCGCACUGCUACGCACCUCCGGAACCCGCGUCGUCAUAACCAGCCGAGCUGGACGUUUGGCGACGAGGAGUAA
Penicillium alfredii is the source of this 1608-nucleotide messenger RNA. RefSeq lists its product as uncharacterized. The transcript has 2 exons. Bases 1 to 1608 code for a protein of 535 amino acids. NCBI's taxonomy places the organism in Eukaryota, Fungi, Ascomycota, Eurotiomycetes, Eurotiales, Aspergillaceae. The record is from RefSeq and is a predicted model, not a curated record.